This is a messenger RNA of Vitis riparia (riverbank grape), 2216 nucleotides long. Its product is annotated as protein NRT1/ PTR FAMILY 6.3. The transcript has 5 exons. NCBI's taxonomy places the organism in Eukaryota, Viridiplantae, Streptophyta, Magnoliopsida, Vitales, Vitaceae. Gene Ontology annotation, cellular component: membrane. Gene Ontology annotation, biological process: response to nitrate; transmembrane transport; oligopeptide transport. The record is from RefSeq and is a predicted model, not a curated record. Gene Ontology annotation, molecular function: nitrate transmembrane transporter activity. The coding region runs from base 113 to 1888 and encodes 591 amino acids.
CUCCGCCAUCGACGUGCCACAGCUCAGUCUCUCAUCUCUCUCCUCCUCUGUAGCUCUGCUUAAGUGCUACCUGCCAAUCUCGAUAACAAAGCCUCUGCAACCAAUUCAGACCAUGUCACUCCCUCAAACUCAAGGGGAUACCAUCCUAGAUGCUUGGGACUAUAAAGGGCGUCCAGCCGAGAGGUCCAGGACUGGUGGCUGGAUGAGUGCAGCCAUGAUUCUAGGGGUUGAGGCUUGUGAGAGAUUAACCACGCUUGGUAUUGCGGUUAAUCUGGUGACGUACUUGACGGGUACUAUGCAUUUAGGCAAUGCAAGCUCUGCCAAUACAGUCACCAACUUCCUUGGCACCUCCUUCAUGCUCUGCCUGCUCGGUGGUUUUGUGGCUGACACCUUUCUGGGCAGGUACCUCACCAUCGCCAUCUUUGCCACAGUUCAAGCGACUGGUGUUACAAUCUUGACAAUCUCAACUACAAUCCCCAGCCUCCGGCCACCCAAAUGUGCCAUGGAAACCGGCCCAUUGUGCACUCCAGCAAGUGGCAUGCAGCUGGUUGUUCUCUAUCUAGCACUGUAUCUGACCGCCCUGGGAACCGGGGGUCUAAAAUCGAGUGUUUCCGGCUUUGGGUCUGAUCAAUUUGAUGAUUCGAACAAGGAGGAGAGAAACCAGAUGACAAACUUCUUCAACUGGUUCUUCUUCUUUAUAAGCAUAGGAUCACUGGCUGCAGUCACCAUUCUUGUAUACAUACAAGACAACCUGGGAAGGAAAUGGGGUUAUGGAAUUUGCGCAUGUGCAAUUGCGAUUGGCCUAGUGGUGUUUUUAUCAGGCACUAGAAAAUACAGGUUCAAGAAACUCGUUGGUAGCCCAUUAACACAGAUCGCCACAGUGUUUGUAGCUGCUUGGAAGAAAAGAAAUCUGGAAUUGCCAACAGAUUCGUCGUUUCUUUUCGAUAUCGAUUAUGCUGCAGCUGAAGGGCAAAAGAAGAAGAAGCAGAGGUUACCUCAUAGCAAGCAGUUCCGUUUCCUUGACCGGGCUGCAAUCAAGGAUCCUCAGAUGGGUAAUGGCAUUAAUGCUGUGGUGAACAAAUGGCAACUAUCAACCCUAACUGAUGUGGAAGAAGUGAAAUUGGUACUUCGGAUGCUCCCCACCUGGGCAACUACUAUCUUGUUCUGGACAGUCUAUGCUCAAAUGACCACAUUUUCUGUGUCUCAGGCUACCACCAUGGACCGGCACAUAGGCAAAUCAUUCCAAAUCCCACCUGCAUCACUAACAGUUUUCUUUGUUGGAGCCAUUCUAUUGACUGUUCCAGUGUAUGACAGGAUAUUGGUCCCAAUAGCAGCGAGGAUACUUAAGAACCCCCAAGGGCUGACCCCUUUGCAACGUAUUGGUGUUGGCCUAGUCCUCUCAAUAUUAGCAAUGGUAGCAGCAGCACUGACUGAACUCAAGCGGUUGCAUGUUGCUCGAUCCCAUGGUUUGAUAGAUGAUCCCACUGCAGUUGUCCCAUUAGGUGUGUUUUGGCUAGUGCCCCAGUUCUUAUUGGUGGGUGCGGGUGAGGCCUUCACUUAUAUUGGGCAGCUUGAUUUCUUCCUUAGGGAGUGUCCUAAAGGGAUGAAGACCAUGAGUACAGGGCUGUUUUUGAGCACACUUUCAUUAGGGUUUUUCUUGAGCUCCCUCCUGGUUUCCAUAGUGCACAAGUUGACUGGGGACAGAAAGCCAUGGCUAGCUGAUAAUCUUAACCAGGGAAAGCUCUACAAUUUCUACUGGCUUCUGGCAAUUUUGAGUGUCUUCAACUUGGGAUUCUACUUAAUUGGUGCUAAAUGGUAUGUGUACAAGGACAAGAGGCUUGCCGAUGAGGGAAUUGAAUUGGAGGACGUUGGCCCUACUUGUCACUAAAGGGUUUUCUUCUUUCUCUAGUAUGGUCAAGUUUUUCUGGCUGAUCUGCUUUUCCUAAGCAUCUGCAGAAAGAAAAAAAAUUAUGUCACAAUAAUAAAUACGCCAUAGAAGCGAUUCAGAGCAGCAGAUGGGAAAGCAAAAUGAUUUCCCCCUGUCCCUUUUUUUUUUUUUUUUUCAGUUUGAUUUUGUAUUUUAGUUUUGCUGUUACCAAGGUUGUAAUCCCUUCUGUACAAAAGAAUGGAAAAGGGGACUCAAUGUGAACAUGAUGAUAGUCUCUUGAGUUUGCAUUUGCACAUAAAUAAAUAAAGAAAUGUAGUGUUCCUCAUCA